Molecule: messenger RNA, 1116 nt
Organism: Rotaria sp. Silwood1
Lineage: Eukaryota; Metazoa; Rotifera; Eurotatoria; Philodinida; Philodinidae
Source: the annotation of a GenBank genome assembly
AUGGAUCUUUCAAAUCCAACAGUUCGAUCAUAUUAUAUCGAAUUUUUACGUUGUGCUGCAUGUUCACAAAAUUUUGAAUAUGAAAAUCCAUUAUAUCAUCCAAUAACAUUACCUAAAUGUGGGCAUACAAUGUGUAAACAAUGUAUUAAUAUAAUGGGUGGUCAAAAAGAAUGUCCACAAGAUCAAGUUUCAUUUGAAAAUACACCAAUUGAUCAAUUACCAACAAAUUAUCCAUUAUUAAUGAUGAUUUAUCGUUCAUCAGAAGGUCAAUGUCGAUCUUAUAUGGAAUUCGAUGAUCAAAAAAAAUCAUAUUUUAGUGAUAUUGAAAAAGGUUUUGGUGAAAUAUCACUUGUAAUUAUGCAAAUAAUUAAUAAUAAAAAAUAUCAAUCAAUACUCAGUCGUUCAACGAUACGAACAAUGUUUAGUUUAUUACAUAGUCAAUAUAUUAAUAAUGAAGGUUUUUUAAUAUUUAUUCAAGCAGCACGUAAUCUUGGUGAAAAUGUAUGUAUUGAUUUUAUUCUUCAUUAUCAAAGUCUUCAAGAAUUAAAAAAUAAUCUUGAGUCGGCUCUUGGUUUACAACAAGGUCAAUUUCCUGAACCAGCAAUAGAAGAAAAGAUAUUAAAAUUAAUUAUUCUAUUAAUUAAAUGUAGUGGAAUAUCAUCCGAACAACAUCUUAUGUAUUCUGUUACACAAUUAAUAGAACAAGUUGGAGAAUCUUCAUCAAUGCAACUUAAACCAGCAUUUCAAAAAUAUGAAAGUCUUCGCCGUGUAUAUGAUUCAAAAAUUAUUGAAAUGUCUAUGCAAUGUGGUUUUUAUAUGACACCUGAACAAUGGUCACUUUUAUUAUAUGGAUAUACAACAAAUGAAUCAAUUAUCGAUCCGAUAAUUGAUAAAUUAUUAACAAAAACAUCGUUUCAAACAGCUAUUCAACAAUACAAAAAGAUUGUUUUAUUAAGCGGUGCUGUUCAUGGUCAAGAUUUAGAUGAUUUAAUGCAACACUUUCAGUUUUUGUCAAACGAUAAUCUAGCAAUUAAUGCUUCAGGCUCAUCUGUACUAACUUCAACAUUACAUAUGUUGAAGAGAGUUGUAAACAUUUUAAAUAAAUUAAAAAAAUGA